AAAUAAUUUGAGUAGCGGUUACAUGAGAUGUAGUGUUGUGCAGCUUAUCAGAUCAACUACUCGUCUAACCUUCAUCCAACAUCAAAAGAAAAGUCUUGCUAACCAGACUAGAACCUUCUCUCUGUUCACUCCAAAUACCAGAACAUUCCAAACCAAGAUUAUGCAAAUACCAGAGGAUCCCAACACUGCUGAAAGCCUGGUUGUUCUGAACAAACAUUUUGGUAAUUUCAGUUAUUUGGGCAACACAAAAUCUGAUGAGGACAGAGUUCUCUUCUCUCGCCUAACUACAAGUCCCUGUUCUCAAGCGUACCCUCACCUAGCUCGCUGGUUCUACCACAUGACCGUACAGUGUGGUAACAGUGCUGCUAGCAGUGACGCCGUGUCCAAAGGCCAGCCAACCUGGAACUGUCCUGAGCAAAAGACGGCUCAGUUGAAGAUAUGGAACAGUUUGACUCGUCGCAAGGAUGAUUUUAUACCCUCUAAUGGGAAGAAUGUUACGUGGUACAACUGUGGUCCUACAGUCUACGAUGCUAGUCACAUGGGGCACGCUAGAUCCUACAUAACAUUCGACAUCCUACGACGGAUAAUGAGCGACUACUUCGGUUUCAACAUCCUUUACGUUAUGAACAUCACUGAUAUAGACGAUAAGAUAAUCUACAGAGCCAGAACUAAGUUCUUGUUAGAUCGGUAUCGUAGUGAGAUGGGUGCCCGUGACAAGAACGAAGUUCUAUCUGAGAUUAAAGAAUCAGUAGAAGACUUCAAAGUCAAGAUGUCCGGAUUGACACCAGAGGACCCAAAGUUAAAGAUGAUGCAGAAGGUAAUGGAUAAGUUAUCUCCGGUUCUUGCUAAGCCUGAUGCUGACGUUGGGGAGCUGCUGACUCUAGCCAGUAUGGCUAUGGAGACUUGGCUAGAUACCAGGUUGGGAGCGGAUGUGACAGACCACAGUAUAUUCGCUGCUCUGACCCAGCAUUGGGAGACAGAGUUCCACAAGGAUCUGAAGGAGCUGAAUGUGCUACCUACUGAUGUCUUGACUAGAGUAACUGAUUAUGUGCCUGAAAUUGUGGACUACGUUCAGAAGAUAAUAGACAACGGUUAUGCGUACGCUAGUAACGGUAGUGUGUACUUCGACUCAGCAGCCUGGAGGAGAGACAGGGGCUACCUUGCCAAGCUGAAACCGGAAAGUGUUGGCGAUUUGGAUGCUUUAGCAGAAGGAGAAGGUAAAUUCUCGGAUGUGAACAGCAAAGAGAAGAAGAAUCAAGUAGAUUUCGCUCUGUGGAAGAGUAGCAAACCCGGAGAACCAUUCUGGGAGAGUCCCUGGGGCCAAGGUCGACCAGGCUGGCAUAUCGAGUGCAGUGCUAUGGCCGAUUCUAUCUGCAACAACCAGCUGGAUAUCCAUUCUGGAGGGGAAGACUUGUUGUUCCCUCAUCACGAUAAUGAGAUCCUACAGGCUGAGGGUUACUCUAACUCAAAACAAUGGGUGAACUAUUUUAUACAUGCUGGACAUCUCAGCAUAGAAGGUUGCAAAAUGAGCAAAAGUCUGAAAAAUUUUAUCACUAUUAAAGACGCUUUAAAAAAGAAUACUGGUCGUCAAUUGAGGAUACAUUUCCUGUCCCACUCUUGGCACGGAGGAUUAGAUUACAGCGAGAGUGCUAUGUCGGAGGCAGUCACAACUGAGAAAUAUUUUAACGAUUUCUUCCUACUAGUGAAAUACCACAAAUCGUCCCUGGGAGAGGGUAUCUCCAGCUUCACCAAGCUUACACCCCUUGAACUGAAACUCUAUCAACAAUUACAAGAAUGCCAGAAGGUUGUCCACAACGCUCUGGCGGAUAGUUUCGAUACUCCAACUGCCAUGAGAGUCUUAAAAUCGGUUGUUUCAGAUUCCUACACAUAUCUGAGCGCACAGAAGGACGCUCCUAAUGUGAGACUCCUGAUACAAGUUGCAGUGUACAUAACUAAGAUACUUUCUGUGUUCGGAGUUGCCGGCAGUCAGGACAACAUUGGUUUCGCUUCAGCCGGCGAAGGUUCUGUCUCAACGGACGAGGUCGCGCUUCCGUUCGUCAAAGCAUUGUCCGAAUUCCGUGAUGAAGUGCGCGGCUCAGCACGUGAGCUAAAAGCGUUUGACAUUCUUAAAAAGUGUGAUAAUUUGAGGGAUAACGUGUUGCCGGAACUGGGAGUCAGGUUGGAGGAUAGGGAGUUGGGUGAUCCUGCUGUGUUCAAGAUUGAUGAUAAAGAAACGCUGCUGCGUGAGAAAAAACAAAGACAAGAUGAAAUAGUGAGGAAGGAAAAAGAAAAGGCGGAGAGAGCAGCAGCACGAGAUAAGGCUGCUAAAGAGAAGCUAGAGAAAGGGAAGGUGCCACCUCUGGAGAUGUUCCGGACAGCGCAGUACUCAGCUUGGGACGACCAGGGCUUUCCUACGCACGAUGCAAAGGGAGUCGAGGUACCCAAAUCACAACAGAAGAAACUUAAGAAACUACAAGCAGCUCAGGAAAAGCUGCACAAAACUUACCUCCAGCAUAUCUCUGACUUGGAGAUCUAGAUAACACUUUCUUUCACACACUGUAGAUACCACUGGGAGAACUGUUAGGAGUAGGAGCAAUGAGAAAUCUGAACAAUUUCAUUUAAUUGGCAUCCUUAGACCACACUAAUUUGUUUGACUGUUUGAUUCAAAAGUUUGGGAAUGUUUUAAUGUGAAUCUUAACAAUUUCAUUAGGUGUCCUUAUAAUACCACACUAAUAUUUUUGACUGUUUGAUUAAAAAUGUUGGGAAUGUUUUCGAGUAAAUACCAUAAAAACAUAUAAAUUAUUGAUUGAAUCUGCUUGUGUGACUGUUGAAAUGAAUAUCAUUCUAGGUUGAUUUUCUAGAUCAGGGGGAAAUCAUUUACAGCUGUUUUGAUGUUUUACUUUUAGCUAUGUUAGUUUCUGGGUGCCCCACAAACAAACAAAUAAGUUUCUGAUUUUCUUGAUGAUUGUUUUCGACUUAGUUAUUUAUUGAUCCUUUGAGCGGCAAA
Molecule: messenger RNA, 3007 nt
Organism: Bolinopsis microptera
Lineage: Eukaryota; Metazoa; Ctenophora; Tentaculata; Lobata; Bolinopsidae
Product: crooked neck-like protein 1
Exons: 18
Coding region: 23-2536 (837 amino acids)
Biological process (GO): cysteinyl-tRNA aminoacylation; mRNA splicing, via spliceosome; spliceosomal complex assembly
Cellular component (GO): precatalytic spliceosome; cytoplasm; Prp19 complex
Molecular function (GO): cysteine-tRNA ligase activity; ATP binding; protein binding
Source: RefSeq, a predicted model, not a curated record